UCUUGUUUUUACAUUGAAAUGCACAUGUAAACACAGUAUUCUAGGAAUCGCUUUUUAAUACAAUUAGACAAUCAGUUCUGUUAUCUUGAAUGAUAACUUCUUGCAAAAACGUGUUUUCACUUGAGAUGUAUUUGUGCUAAAAAGGCUGAAGCCAGUCAAGAUUAGGAACUUGGCGUUGAUGUUCCUCAAACAUGUUACGGAACAUUUUUCAAUCUGCCAGGAAAGUUGCUGUGCCCCGAGCUACGAGAUUACAUUAUCCAAGUCUAUACAGUGAUAAAGCAGAUGAUAAACAUGAGCCAAAGGAAACAGACGAAAAUUAUUGGGAAACGGAUGUUGAGCCGGAAGACCCGAUCUCCAGGACCGCCAGAGUCAUGGGAAAGCAGAUGAGAGAAAUUAAACAGAAGGCCAUGUUUUGGAAAGAACCAAUGAAUGUUAAUAUCGACGAAUGGGAUAUUGAUUCAACCUAUUAUCCUUCCCACGUCGAUGUUGUGGUAGUUGGAGGUGGUGCAAUUGGAAGCUCAGUGGCUUACUGGCUGAAGCAAAUGUCGAAUGGCGCAUUAAGCGUCGUCGUCGUUGAGAAGGACCCGACGUACUCGAAGGCCUCCUCAGUACUGUCUGCUGGUGGACUUCGUCAACAAUUUUCCCUCGAAGAAAACAUAGAAAUGUCCUUAUACGGAGCUGAAUUUCUUCGUACGAUAAACGAACAUUUACAAGUACCAAAUGAACCAAAGAUUGAUGUUCAGUUUCAUCCAUAUGGAUAUUUAAUGCUUGCCUCUGAAAAUGGAGCAGAAGAUCUCAUAAAAAAUUCUAAACUCCAAAAUUCGAAAGGAGCUAAAAAUAUUAUUUUAACUGCUGAAAAAAUAAAAGCACAAUUUCCCUGGAUGAACACUGAGGGAAUCGCCCUGGGAUGUCUAGGACUUGAGAAGGAAGGCUGGUUUGAUCCUUGGUGUCUUCUCUCCGCAUUUAAGAAGAAAGGAAUCAGCCUGGGUGUUGAAUAUGUCAAUGCUGAGGCGAAAGGCUUCAUCUUUAGAAAAAAUAGUCAGGUUAUUGUGUCAGGAACGGGAUAUGAUCGAUAUCAGGGCCUCAAUCAUAUUGUGGUUAAAACCGAAAAUGAUGAGAAAAAAGUUAUACAGUUUGCACUUUGUAUUAUUGCUGCUGGUGCACACAGUGGAGAGGUUGCCAAAAUGGCGAAAAUUGGAUGUGGACCUGGAAUACUCACUGUACCGCUUCCUGUUGAACCCAGGAAACGAUACAUCUAUCAUUUUCACGCACCAGAGGGACCCGGGCUAAACACUCCAAUGACAAUUGAUCCUUCGGGCACCUGGUUCAGACGUGAGGGUCUUGCCAACCACUACAUAUGUGGUAGAUCCCCAACAUGUGACGCAACCGAGCCCUGCACUGACAAUCUAGACGUAGAUGAAGAUUUCUUCGAAAAAAAUAUAUGGCCCUUGCUGGGUGAUCGAGUCAAGUCCUUCCAGAACUUAAAAAUCAAGUCCUCCUGGGCGGGUUAUUACGACUACAACAAAUUCGACGAGAAUGGAAUAAUUGGUGCACAUCCUCUGUUCAAUAACCUGUACUUUGCUUGUGGAUUUAGUGGACAUGGAAUUCAACAGGCGCCAGCUGUUGGAAGAGCAAUAGCUGAGUUGGUCUGUCAUGCAGAAUUUAGGACGAUACAAUUAGACUCAUUUUCAUUUGAUAGGCUCAUAUCGCUAGAACCGAUGCAAGAAGUAAAUAUUAUUUAAUCAAUUAAGCCCAGUGUUGUCGUAGGGACUCCUGCGAAUGUCGUUUUUCGAAUAUAUUAAAAAAUGAUAGGAUCGAUCGAUUGGAAAAUGAGAAAUUGCGGAAACUCAGUGAACUGGGGUUUGUGUUUCUGAUAGACAUUUCUGAUGAUUUAAGAAAGUUACUUUAAUGUAUAAAGAGAUCAGGUGCUUUUGCCAUUUGAAAAUCAUCGAUGAAUGUGAAAUCAUAAUUGUUCAGUCGAAUGUACGUGUCAGAUACAUUUUAACCCUAUUCUGCUGUCAUUUGACUGAUAUUGUCAACGUCCUAAGGCCUCACUUGGGUCGAAAAAGCAGAAUUUGUCGUGCGUUUUUAAACGUAAAUAAAUCAGAAUUUUCAGCGAAUCAGGGAGACAAGUAACAAUUUUUUAACAAUGCUGAUGUUCAAUAUUUAUUGAUCAAUCGCAGAGAUCGUUCAAAAGCAGGAAAUUCUUUUCUGAAAUUUACUAAGUUAUGUAAUGGAGGGAUCACAGGCCCUGGGAUUCUCGAAAAUGUAUAAGUUUAUGAAUUUGUGUUAGAUCUAUUGUGAAGAUAUUUGCCGGAAUUUGAUUGAUAAGAAAUAUCGUUGGAAAGUUAUCUCAAGAUCAAUUGCGUUGCUGUUUAGUGCACGACCAGACCAGUCACCGCUCUGAAGGGGAUAAUAAUCUUGUUUCACUUUUGUAAACAUCAGUUUAAUCAGUUCGAAUAAACCUGUUAUUUUUUGUUGA
Diachasmimorpha longicaudata is the source of this 2482-nucleotide messenger RNA. Its product is annotated as FAD-dependent oxidoreductase domain-containing protein 1-like. Lineage: Eukaryota; Metazoa; Arthropoda; Insecta; Hymenoptera; Braconidae. Bases 192 to 1742 code for a protein of 516 amino acids. The transcript is spliced from 5 exons. Gene Ontology annotation, biological process: mitochondrial respiratory chain complex I assembly. Gene Ontology annotation, molecular function: oxidoreductase activity. Gene Ontology annotation, cellular component: cytoplasm. The record is from RefSeq and is a predicted model, not a curated record.